Molecule: messenger RNA, 1245 nt
Organism: Candida dubliniensis CD36
Lineage: Eukaryota; Fungi; Ascomycota; Pichiomycetes; Serinales; Debaryomycetaceae
Gene: ARP1
Product: actin-related protein 1
Exons: 1
Coding region: 1-1245 (414 amino acids)
Source: RefSeq, a predicted model, not a curated record
AUGGCAGAAAUAUUAUACAAUCAACCAGUGGUCAUUGAUAAUGGAUCAGGUAAUUUAAAGGCAGGAUUUGCUGGAGAAGAUAAACCGAAAUCAUAUGCCUCGGCAAUAAUAGGACGACCAAAGUAUCAAAAGAUCAUGGCAGCAGGAAGCACUUCUUUAGUACUGGAACAGCAAUCACAUGAUCAAUUAUUUAUUGGAAAUGCUGCUCAGGAUAAUCGUGGAUUAUUGAAAUUAUCGUAUCCUAUAGAACAUGGAAUUGUAAAUAAUUGGUCUGACAUGGAAAAAUUGUGGUAUCAUACAUACACUCAAGAUUUGAAAACUCAAUCGGAAGAUCACCCUUUAUUGAUUACUGAAGCACCAUUGAAUCCUCGAACAAACCGAAAUAAAAUGUGUCAGAUAUUAUUCGAAAACUUUAACAUCCCUUGCAUAUAUAUAUCAAUUCAAGCAGUGUUGUCAUUAUAUGCUUCAGGUAGAACUACUGGUGUGGUUAUAGACAGUGGUGAUGGGGUAACACAUGUAGUUCCGGUGUAUGAAGGAUUUUCAUUGCCACCAUCAAUAAAGAGAAUGGAUAUUGCUGGGAGAGAUAUAACCGAAUCUUUGGCAUUUAAUAUUCGAAGAAUGACAGGAGUUGCCUUACAGAGUAGUUCUGAAUUGGAAAUUGUCAGGUUGAUCAAAGAACAAAAUUGUUUUAUAUCAAAGGAUCCGGUAAGAGAUGAGAAGAAAUACGGUAGUCAUUACAGUAGAAAUAAUCCCAAUAAUGAAUUGAUGUCCACUUAUAAAUUACCUGAUGGACAUGAAAUCCAAUUGGGAGUGGAACGAUUUAGAGCUACAGAGAUUUUAUUUAAUCCUCAACUCAUUGGCCAUGAGUCACUGGGGAUUCAUGAAUUGGCUUCAUUAGCAAUUGCCAAGACUGAUUUGGAUCUAAGAUCAAUCUUGUAUCAAAACAUAAUAUUAUCUGGUGGUAAUACUUUGUUAAAGAACUUUGGGGAUAGAAUGUUGAAAGAAUUGAAAGAUUUACAACAACCACUACAAGAAGAUCAAAAAAUGAGUAUUUGGAAUAAGAAUGUUCAGAAUGAUGUGUACAAUACCAAAAUGAAAGUGAAAAUCUAUGCACCACCAGAGAGAAAGUAUUCAACUUGGAUUGGUGGUUCUAUAUUGGCAGGGUUGUCGACUUUUAAGAAAAUGUGGGUUACAUCAGAAGAAUAUCAUGAAAAUCCAGAUAUAGUACAUGUAAAGUGUAUGUAA